AUGCAAAUGUUGUUAGCUCCUCUUAAAUUUCCUAAUAUGAAAUUUCUUCAACCCAUUGGCCUGUCUGGGGGAUUAGCCCUUUUAUGGAAGAAUGGUUUCAUUUGUAAUGUAGUUAGCUGUAAAGAUAAUAUAAUUCAUGCUGCAGUUCAACGUGAUCCUAGUCAACCUGAAUUGUUACUAUCUUGUAUGUAUGGAUACUGUGAUUAUUCUAAGAAGAAAGUUCAAAGGGAUUUUAUCAAAGACAUUAGACUCAAUAUUUCUCAACCCUGGGUUCUUCUUGGUGAUCUUAAUUUCCAUAUUCUAGAUUAUUCUUCAUCAACUUCUUCUUCAGGUGAUGGCCUUGUUAAUUCUAUCAUUCAGGAAGUGGGAUUGCAAGAUUUGAGUUCUAUAGGCAGAGAGCAUACUUGGUCAAAUAAUGACUUGGGAACUGGGAAAAAUAUAUCAAGAUUAGAUAUGGCUUUCACUAAUGGUUCUUGGAGUCUACACUUUCAAGACUCUAAACUUCUUCAUUUAACUCAGAAUGGAAGUGAUCAUUGCCAUGUGAUGUUAGUGACUGAUUACUCUCAGCCAAAACUUUGGAAGCCUUUUAAAUUCUUUCAGACUUGGAUUCAAGAUAGAACUUGUGCCGCUGAAAUUACUAAGGCUUGGGAAAAAUCAGUUCAAGGCUCUCCAAGAUACAAGCUCAUUAAAAGGCUUCAGUUCACCAGGAUUACUUUAUAUAAGUGGAAUAAAACUAAUUUUGGAAACAUUUAUCAUAAUGUGGAUAAUCUCCAACAAAAGCUAUCUGCAAUACAAGCUAUGCCUUUUUCUCCAGAUAAUACUUCAAAAGCUCUAGAAGUCAGUCAAGAGUUGGAUAAUUGGCACAAGAUACAACAUGAGUUCUACAGGCAAAAGUCUAGGGACAACUUUGUAAAAGAUAUGUAUUACAAUACUAAGUAUUUCCAUACUUUAACAAAGAGUAAGAGAGCUAUAAAUAACAUUGAUUCUUUAAAAACAGAUGAUGGAACUUGGUUACAAUCCAGAGAGGAAGAUAACAGUCUACUUCUUUUGCCUUCAUCAGAUGAAGAAAUUCAUAAGGUUCUCAAAAGCGUGGAGAGUUGGUCUGCACCAGGGCCUGAAGUAUUUCAAGCUGGCUUUUACAAGUCACAAUGUAAUAUAGUUGGUAGUGAUGUUUGUGACAUGGUGAAGAAUUUUUUACCUAUUGGGAUUUGCAAUACAUCUUACAAAAUCCUUUCUAAGAUCCUAGUAUCCAGAAUGAAGCCAUUAAUGGAAAGAAUCAUCUCCCCAUAUCAGGCUGCUUAUGUUUCAGGAAGGCUUAUUAAUGAUAACACCAUUAUAGUUCAUGAAGUAAUUCAUUCAAUGAAAAGAAAAGAAGGUGAAGGAGGUUGGCUAGCUUUAAAACUUGAUAUGUCUAAAUCUUUUGAUAUAUUGGAAUGGUCUUUUCUACUCGAGAAUUCUCACUUACUAGGGGAAUUAGACAAGGACACCCUCUUUCUACUUAUCUUUUCAUCAUUGCAAUGGAAUGGUUCUCUAGAUUUAGAAGCUCAUAAUUCAAAAGAAAUCAUAGGAAUAUCAAUUGCAAGAGGAGCACCACCUUUAAAUCAUCUUCUUUUUGCAGAUGAUUGUCUCAUUUUCACUCAGGAAAAUUUAACCAGUGUGAAUAAUCUUCUUCAAGUUUUGAAGGACUUUAGUUCACAAUCUAGUCAGGUUAUAAACUUUGACAAAUCUUCAGUUCUUUAUAGUACCAACAUGAAUCUAUCUGUGUGUAAUACUCUCAGCAAUAUUUUGGGAGUUCAAUGUAUGGAGGAAAAUGAGAAGUAUUUAGGGUCUACUCUAAUUAUUGAUAGAUCUAAAGUGAAAGCUUUUAAAGAUAUUCAAUUGGCUUUUGAAAGAAGACUUGGAAUUGGCAAAGAAUUAAUCUACAUCAGGCUGGAAGAAUACAAUGGUUAA
This is a messenger RNA of Papaver somniferum (opium poppy), 1950 nucleotides long. RefSeq lists its product as uncharacterized. The transcript has 4 exons. The record is from RefSeq and is a predicted model, not a curated record. Gene Ontology annotation, molecular function: catalytic activity. Bases 1 to 1950 code for a protein of 649 amino acids. Lineage: Eukaryota; Viridiplantae; Streptophyta; Magnoliopsida; Ranunculales; Papaveraceae.